Molecule: messenger RNA, 1087 nt
Organism: Doryrhamphus excisus (bluestripe pipefish)
Lineage: Eukaryota; Metazoa; Chordata; Actinopteri; Syngnathiformes; Syngnathidae
Source: RefSeq, a predicted model, not a curated record
CAAAUCCCACCGAUUGUCCUCCGCGGGAAGAGAGGAGGCGCGGGAAAGAACAUGCGCCGCGGAUACUUUGCAAACUUUGGAUCCACGCGUGCGUCUCCCCAUGGGGGCGAGGACACCGUCUUCAAAUGGCUCACCGGAACUCGGACGGAGACGACCCCUCCCCGGAGCGGACAGGAGCAUGUGUCACCCAGGCAUGCCGCAGCGGUCCCGCCGGAGGAGCAGCGCGGGCGCCGCGGACGGAGAGCAUGAGCCCAGCCGAGGACGAGGCGUCUCCCGAGGGGGUCCGCCUGAUGGGUCCCACGUCUUCAAGUGGACCGCGUGAGGGCGAGGAAGAGGAGGAGCAGGAGGACGUCCCCGAACUUUACUAUCCAACCGAGGAGGACCUUUCUUCCGAAGGCUCCGGUAGCUCGGUGGAUUACGGCUUCGUCGCCGCCGUCUCCUGCUUGGUCACGGGCAUCUCCCUGGUGGCCAUCUCCUACGCGGUGCCCCGGGAGGCGCGCGUCGACCCGGACAGCGUCCCUGCCCGGGAGAUGGAGCGCCUGGAGCGGGACAAAGCCCGGCUGGGCGCCCACCUGGACCGGUGCGUCAUCGCCGGGCUGUGCCUGCUCACCCUCGGCGGCGUGCUGCUCUCCACCCUGCUCAUGGCGUCCAUGUGGAAGGGCGAGAUGAUGCGCAGGAGGGCCUUGGCGCACGCCCGGCACGCGCCAAAGUUGUACGGGUCUAUGGGAUGGGGGGCGGAGUCCGGUCCGGUUCGGGACUCUUUCCCGCAUUUGUCUGACGAGGAGCCCGAGUUGCUCAGCUGAGUUUGGACGCUGGGCUAACAACUUCCGCUUUCAUUUGGCGCUUCCGUUUGGUGGAAUGGCCACAGCAUUAGGUACCCCUGUUGUCGUCAUAGCCGCUACUACCGUGCUAGCUUGUAUCCCUAAACAUGAUAUAGAUAUUAUUUGACCACAUUAAAGCAUAGCAUGAUGGCUUCGUGUGUGUUGUCCUUUUUAAUCACAUGAAAAAUACUAAAAUGAUGCCGAAAGACGUAAGGUGGCUUUUGAACACACUGGAAUGAAAUGACUAGUAGUAGUAUUAGAGUAUA